GUAUUUAUAUCCUUCCGGAACUCGUCCAUCAUCUUAGUCCCUCUCAUUAUACCUUGUUCGCUGUCCUCUCUGCAUCUCCUUCAUUGCCUUGAAUAUGAUUACCACAGCUGUAACAAAGAUACUAGGAAUAAGUGUUCCUAUAGUGCAAGGCGGUAUGCAGUGGGUAGGCGUGCCUCAGUUGGCCGCAGCUGUAUCAGAGGCAGGGGGUCUUGGAAUUCUCACUGCGCUAACGCAACCGAGCCCUGACGCUCUACGCGAUGCCAUUAGACAAACGCGUAAACUCACGUCCAAGCCGUUUGGCGUGAACAUCACGCUGUUGCCUAGUAUAAACCCGCCAGACUAUGAAGGCUACGCAAGAGCCGCCGUGUCCGAAGGCGUUCGUAUCUUUGAAACGGCGGGAAACAACCCUGGACCCUUGAUCAAAUUCUUCAAAUCUGAAGACUGUGUGGUACUGCACAAGUGUACGACCAUACGGCAUGCCAAGGUUCGUGAUUCUACGCAACCCACUGUCAAUCCCGUGCUGGUCCAUCCGGGGGAAGAGGACAUUGGCGGCUUGGUAUUGGAACUCACAGUCCCAUAUAUCGCAUCCGGUGGUAUUGCCGACGGGCGAGGUCUCGCUGCAGCCCUGGCUCUUGGUGCUUCGGGCGUUAACAUGGGCACUCGCUUCAUGUGCACGGUAGAAAGGUCGGUUGUUUUCUUAAAAAUUCAUUCCCAAGAACCUGGCGAAUAACUGCCGGUUUCCCAGUCCGAUCCACCCCAAUAUCAAGGACCAGAUCGUUGCCUCGAAAGAAACGGACACAGUCCAUAUUUUCCGUACGCUACGCAACACUGCCAGGGUCUUUAAGAACAAGAUCUCAAUGGAAGUAGUGGCCUUAGAGCGGCGUCCUGGAGGCGCGAAGUUCGAAGAUAUUAGAGAUCUGGUUUCAGGGACAGAGGGGUAAGAUGGUCUAUGAGAAUGGGGAUCCAGAUUAUGGCUGUAUGGAGUGCAGGUGUCACUGUAGGACUUAUCGACGAUAUUCCCACCUGUAAAACUCUCCUCGACAGGAUGGCAACGGAGGCAGAGGGGAUCAUUGGGGGCUUGAAUGCCGCGGUUAUACGAGCCAAGU
Desarmillaria tabescens is the source of this 1106-nucleotide messenger RNA. RefSeq lists its product as uncharacterized. Gene Ontology annotation, molecular function: nitronate monooxygenase activity. Lineage: Eukaryota; Fungi; Basidiomycota; Agaricomycetes; Agaricales; Physalacriaceae. The record is from RefSeq and is a predicted model, not a curated record. The coding region runs from base 95 to 730 and encodes 211 amino acids. The transcript has 8 exons.